AUGGUAGGGGUGGAGCCCAUCUCCGGCAGCUGGAGGGACGAUCCCGGACAUCCUGGAAGCAGUGAUUUUGGGGGUUUCAGCAUGCUGCUGCUGCUGCUGCCGCGCGCGCUGUGGAUCUGCCUGCAAGUUUUCUCCUGGAGUUCAGCGCAGGUACGGAGCAUGGAUCCUGAGGUGGGGCUAACAGCACAAGAACAGGUUCUCCUGCUCUACGAUAUCAAACUCCAGUGCCUCCAGAACAUCUCAGAACAUAACCCGGCAGAUGAAGUAUGUGCUCCUGGGUGGGAUGGGCUCAUCUGCUGGCCCCAGGGAUCAUUAGGGACCAUCACCAAAGUGCCAUGCCCCAGCUACAUCUAUGACUUCAAUCACAACGGUUACGCGUACCGUAAAUGUGAUGUUAACGGGUCCUGGGUAUCAGUGGAGAACAGAACGUGGGUAAAUUACUCCGAGUGUCUUUGGUUUCUGACUCCAGGCAAGGAGAGAGGCAAAAGGGACUUUUUUGAGAGGCUGCACAUCAUGUACACAGUUGGCUACGCCGUGUCUUUCAGCUCCUUGCUGGUUGCCAUCUUUAUCAUCGGCUACUUCAGGCGUCUUCACUGCACCAGGAACUACAUCCACAUGCACCUGUUUGUUUCCUUCAUGCUGCGAGCCAUCAGCAUCUUUGUGAAGGACCGGGUGGUGUAUGCUAAUGGCGGAGUGCAGCAGUAUGACGCCAUGCUCAUGGACGACAUCAACACCGUCUCCAUCGGACCUCUAGACAAGACUCAGUAUGUUGGGUGCAAGAUCACAGUUCUGCUCUUCAUCUACUUCCUGGCAACCAACUACUACUGGAUCUUGGUAGAAGGACUAUAUCUGCACAGCCUCAUCUUCAUGGCCUUUUUCUCAGACUCCAAGUACCUCUGGGGAUUCACACUUAUAGGAUGGGGUGUUCCUGCCCUCUUUGUGUCGGCUUGGGCUGUUGUCAGGGCAACGCUGGCAGAUGCGCGGUGCUGGGAGCUGAGUGCUGGCAAUAUUAAGUGGAUUUACCAGGUUCCUAUACUGACUGCGAUUGGACUCAACUUCAUUUUGUUUGUUAACAUCGUCCGAGUUCUGGCAACAAAGAUCCGCGAGACUAACGCAGGAAGAUACGACACACGGAAGCAGUACAGGAAGCUGGCCAAGUCCACACUGGUGUUGGUUCUGGUGUUUGGAGUGCACUACAUUGUGUUUGUGGGAAUGCCACACACCUUCACUGGCCUGGGCUGGGAAAUGCGCAUGUAUUGUGAGCUCUUCUUCAACUCGUUUCAGGGCUUUUUCGUGUCCAUCAUCUACUGCUUCUGCAAUGGUGAGGUUCAGACCGAGAUGCGGAAGAUGUGGCUGCGUUGGACACUAGCGUUCGACUGGAAGGGUCCGGUCGUUCUGGCCAACUACCGCUACGGUUCAGUACUAACCAGCCUGAACAGCAGCGGCAGCGUCCACUCCCAGCUUCCUGCAGCUGCCCGUAGCACCGUCCUGCUGUCCAGCCGCGUGUACCGCUCAUCCAGCAGGACCAGCAGCACCCGCGCCUCCCUCUCACACGGCACACACUCGCACACGUGCGCCCACGUGACCCUGCCCGGCUACGUCUUCAGCAACUCCGACGUGGAGAGCCUGCCGCCGUCCAUCCCUGAGGAGAACGAGGAGGAAGCCAAGCGUGUAGAUGACAUCACUCUGAGAGAGAACGGCAACGACCUCACGCUGAGGAAGAGCACAGAGGACACCUUCACAGACAGUGCCAAGCUGGAGGAUGACGACGAGGACGACAUCAUUCUGGGAGGCGACGCCAAACACAUGAACGCUGCAGCAUUCAGAGAGAACAGGACACUGGCGGGGGAUGACAUCUUCAGAGAGAGUGCGAGUGAUGUCAGACUGAAGGAUUCUGCUUUGAGGUACAGCAGUUUGGAUCAGGAGGAGGAAGAGGAGGAGCUGUAGGACAAAUCCCAGGAUCCUCAUCGACUGAUCAGGUGCCUUUUCACAGCUGUGCGUGGAGUUGGCUAGAAUUGACAAAUCACAAAAGAGAACAACAACAAAAAGAAUCCAUAUAUAUACCAUAUACCAUAUAUACAUCUGAGGUCAUCAGUUACGAUCCUUUCCGACAGCACUAUUUUUUGGACUGAAUUGACUGAAAUCAGAUAUUUUGCCUUAAUGUGACAGAUUGAAUUCUUUAUGUGGCAGGGAGCUGGGUUGAUGUACCUGAUUCACAUAGACUAAGCUUAACUAAGCUUAAAGUAAGGAUGUAGUCUGGUUCCAAACUGACUCUGAAACAGUUAAUUUGUGGUGAGAACGUGAUCCGAAUGUAAUCCGACCAGACUGUCUAACAAACCCUUUUUAUUUGAGCUAAAAUGCUGUUCAGGUGUAGUUUAACCUGAUUUAUUACCCAGAUAAUCACUGUAGCCAUGAACAAACAGUCUCUGCAACUGCUCCAUUCUAAGUGGACAUUAACCCAUUGAAAACACUAUGUUUGAAAGCACAGCCACAAAUUUUCUGUGUUUAGUGUUAAAGCAGCUUUAAAGUCCAGCGAACUAAGGUGCUACCACUAUGAUCGGGAGAUCGCUGGUUCGAAUCUCUUGCCUUCAGCUGUCUGAGACCUGAGAGAGCACAAUUGGUCUUGCUGUCUUUGGGUAGGUAGAAGGCAUUUUUUCCCCUCAUCACUCCGCCCUGAUUUCCUCUAAGUGCACUGGGUACUCAGCAAUUCUACAUCAGCAGCCAUUUGAAAAGAGGCUGUGGCUGACUGCACAUGUAUCGGAGGAGGCAUGUGCUAGUCUUAACUCUCCUUUUGUUGUGGAAUCGCAAGUGAUUGCUACUGAGCAGCUGAGUGGGUGGGAUAAUCAGCAUAGCUGAAUUGGGGAGAAAAGCAGGAUAAAAAUGUGAAAAAUUAGGCACCUUUUCACUGCACAGAUACAUGUUCUGGUCUGGAAUACAGAACUUUCUUGCUAUAUUUACUUUGUUGCUGACCAAUCAGAGAAGACAUUGCAAUCGCAUGGUUUGUUGGGCCGCAUUUUGGUAUGUUAAAAUUUUUGCAUGUGUGAAAACAAACCGAUGGGAACCGAUGGGAAAAAGCUCCAAGUAAACAAACUCAUUAACUGAUUCAGACCAGAGAAACAAAGUACAGGUGUGCAAAUGCCUCCAGUGUCUAAACAGACAACAACUGUGAACAUCCAUGAUGGCAAAACAGUUUUUCAGAUUUUUUUUAGACUGCUAGAAUCUACAGGGGUUGAAACACCUGUGAAACUAAAACACCUGUCAUUUUAGUGUGGGAGGUUUCAUGGCUAAAUUGGAGCAGCCUGGUGGCCAACCUUCAUUAAUUGCACAUUGCACCAGUAAGAGCAGAGUGUGAAGGUUCAAUUAGCAGAGUAAGAGCACAGUUUUGCUCAAAAUAUUGCAAUGCACACAAUAUUAUGGGUAAAAUAGUUCAAAAGAGGACAAAUUGUUGGUGCAUGUCUUUCUGGCGCAUCUGUGACCAAGACAGCAAGUCUUUGUGAUGUAUGAAGAGUCACGGUAUCCAGGGUAAUGUCACCACCAAGAAGGACGAACCACAUCCAACAGGAUUAACUGUGGACGCAAGAGGAAGCUGUCUGAAAGGGAUGUUCAGGUGCUAACCCGGAUUGUAUCCAAAAAACAUAGAACUAUGGCUGAUUAAAUCACGGCAGAAUUCAAUGUGCACCUCAACUCUCCUGUUUCCACCAGAACUGUCUAUCGGAACAAUUAAUUAUUGUGGUCUAAAACCAGGUGUUUCAGUUUCAUUGUCCAACCCCUGUAGAAAUGUGAUGGAAACACAAGCCCAAAUGCCCUGAUAUUAAUGACAAUCAUGAGUGAAUGCAAAUUUUCGAUCACAACUGUUCAUGUUUUAUGUAAGGAAAGAUUAUAUAGAUUUUUUUUGUAGAAUUUUUUGUUUGUUAGUCGUUGUCACACUUGACUGUGCAGCAUCUUCUGUAUAUAAAUAGAAAAACUGUUGUAAUGACCCCUCUGCUUCAGCACAUGAGCCCAGAGUCUGUCCUUGACGUGGAGUGGUGUCAAAAUGCACUAAAAAUGCACUAAUUCACAAUUUUAAAUCUACACAACGAAAAUAUAAGUUAAGGAAUGUGGUGUAAUAUAUUAGUAUAUUGCACUGCUAAAGUUUGCACAAUCCUUGCAGAUGUACGAUAUGAGAUAUAAAUAUGUAAAUAAUGUAUAUACACUACACUUUCAAAUGAUUGAUCUGUUUAUAAUCGUUUACAAUUAUUUGGUGUAUCAGUGGGUGGCAUUGAAUAUGUGAAUCAGUCUCAAAUGUACAGAAUGUAAUUCACUGUAAACACUAUUUUUGUACUGAUGGAUGUCUUGAAUGUGUCCCGUAUGUUUUGUUGUAAAUAUCACAUUUGUGUUACAUGUUUCGCGGUAGCCACCUUAAAUGUUCAGUCAGU
This is a messenger RNA of Astyanax mexicanus (Mexican tetra), 4415 nucleotides long. It is a transcript of the gene pth2rb, whose product is annotated as parathyroid hormone 2 receptor b. The transcript has 14 exons. Gene Ontology annotation, biological process: adenylate cyclase-modulating G protein-coupled receptor signaling pathway; cell surface receptor signaling pathway. Bases 1 to 1947 code for a protein of 648 amino acids. Gene Ontology annotation, molecular function: parathyroid hormone receptor activity; G protein-coupled peptide receptor activity; peptide hormone binding. Lineage: Eukaryota; Metazoa; Chordata; Actinopteri; Characiformes; Acestrorhamphidae. The record is from RefSeq and is a predicted model, not a curated record. Gene Ontology annotation, cellular component: plasma membrane.